AUGUUAUCACGUCAGUUUCAAAAACCAAUAAUAUCAACUUUAAAAUCAUCAACAUUACAACAAUUACGUUUCAAUACUGUAACAACAACAGCACCCGUUAUAAAAACAAAAAAAGUAGGUGCAUUUAGAGGUGGAUUUAUUGGAUUCUUAUUAGGAGUAACAGCUACUGGAGCAGCAUCGUAUUAUUAUUUGUUGGAUCAAUAUAAUUUUGCAAAUACCGUUGUGGUUGCCGAUAUAAUUGCUUUACAAAAUUCAAUUGAUUCUUUGGAAAAACAUGUCAAAUCACUCGAAGAAAAAAAAUAA
Lodderomyces pseudojiufengensis is the source of this 303-nucleotide messenger RNA. RefSeq lists its product as uncharacterized. NCBI's taxonomy places the organism in Eukaryota, Fungi, Ascomycota, Pichiomycetes, Serinales, Debaryomycetaceae. The transcript has a single exon. Bases 1 to 303 code for a protein of 100 amino acids. The record is from RefSeq and is a predicted model, not a curated record.